This is a messenger RNA of Fundulus heteroclitus (mummichog), 2686 nucleotides long. It is a transcript of the gene hsp90aa1.2, whose product is annotated as heat shock protein 90, alpha (cytosolic), class A member 1, tandem duplicate 2. Gene Ontology annotation, biological process: protein folding; protein stabilization; cellular response to heat. Gene Ontology annotation, molecular function: disordered domain specific binding; ATP-dependent protein folding chaperone; ATP binding. NCBI's taxonomy places the organism in Eukaryota, Metazoa, Chordata, Actinopteri, Cyprinodontiformes, Fundulidae. Bases 156 to 2357 code for a protein of 733 amino acids. The transcript has 11 exons. Gene Ontology annotation, cellular component: perinuclear region of cytoplasm; protein-containing complex; neuronal cell body. The record is from RefSeq and is a predicted model, not a curated record.
UCGGUGAGGAUUUUCUCGAAUGCUCUGAAAGAGUACAAAAGCCGCUCAGACGCGCAGUGGCUUCAGAUUCGUUUCACAGCUGAGGUGACAGCGAAAGCGAGAGACCAGAGCGCAACAGACCCCGGAGCUUUCCGCAACACAUAUUUGGGACCAAGAUGCCUGAGCUACAUGACCAACCAAUGGAGGAGGAGACAGAGACCUUUGCAUUCCAGGCUGAGAUUGCUCAGCUGAUGUCCCUGAUUAUCAACACCUUCUAUUCCAACAAGGAGAUCUUCCUUCGAGAGCUCAUCUCCAACUCCUCGGAUGCCCUGGACAAAAUCCGCUAUGAAAGCCUCACCGACCCCUCCAAGCUUGAGUCCGGCAAAGAGCUCAAAAUCGAAAUCAGGCCCAACAAAGAGGAGCGCACCUUGACCCUGACCGACACGGGCAUCGGCAUGACCAAGGCCGACCUGAUCAACAACCUGGGCACCAUCGCCAAGUCCGGCACCAAGGCUUUCAUGGAGGCGCUGCAAGCGGGCGCCGACAUCUCCAUGAUCGGUCAGUUCGGCGUGGGUUUCUACUCUGCGUACCUGGUGGCUGAGAAGGUCACCGUCAUCACCAAGCACAACGACGACGAGCAGUACGCCUGGGAGUCCUCUGCCGGCGGCUCCUUCACGGUUAGGCUGGACAACUCUGAACCACUGGGCCGUGGAACCAAGGUGAUCCUACACCUGAAGGAGGACCAGACAGAAUAUCUAGAGGAGAGACGAGUCAAAGAGAUCGUGAAGAAGCACUCGCAGUUCAUCGGCUACCCUAUCACACUCUUUGUGGAGAAGGAGCGGGACAAGGAGGUGAGUGACGAUGAGGCGGAGGAGGAGGAGAAAGAGAAAGAGAAGGACAAGGAGAAGGAGGAAGAGAAGGAGAAGGACGAGGACAAGCCUGAGAUUGAAGACGUGGGCUCAGACGAGGACGACGACCACGACAAAUCUUCAGACAAGAAGAAGAAGAAGAAAAAGAUCAAGGAGAAGUACAUCGACGAGGAGGAGCUGAACAAGACGAAACCCCUCUGGACCCGCAACCCAGACGACAUCACCAACGAGGAGUACGGCGAGUUCUACAAGAGCCUCACCAACGACUGGGAGGACCACCUGGCAGUCAAGCAUUUCUCAGUGGAGGGCCAGCUGGAGUUCCGCGCUCUGCUGUUCGUGCCUCGCCGGGCGCCCUUCGACCUGUUCGAAAACAAAAAGAAGAAGAACAACAUCAAGCUCUACGUGCGCAGGGUGUUCAUCAUGGACAACUGCGACGAGCUCAUCCCCGAGUAUCUCAAUUUCAUCAGAGGCGUGGUGGACUCUGAAGAUCUGCCCCUGAACAUCUCCAGAGAGAUGCUGCAGCAGAGCAAGAUCCUGAAGGUGAUCCGCAAGAACCUGGUCAAGAAGUGCCUAGAGCUGUUCACAGAGCUGUCUGAAGACAAGGACAACUACAAGAAGUUCUACGAGCAGUUCUCCAAGAACAUUAAGCUUGGUAUCCAUGAAGACUCCCAGAACAGAAAGAAGCUCUCGGAGCUGCUGCGAUAUUACACCUCAGCCUCUGGAGACGAGAUGGUUUCCCUCAAAGACUACGUCACGCGUAUGAAGGACAACCAGAAGCACAUCUACUACAUCACAGGUGAGACCAAGGAUCAGGUGGCCAACUCUGCCUUUGUGGAGCGCCUUCGCAAAGCUGGCCUGGAGGUCAUCUACAUGAUCGAGCCCAUCGACGAGUACUGUGUCCAGCAGCUGAAGGAGUUUGAGGGAAAGAACUUGGUUUCCGUAACAAAGGAGGGUCUGGAGCUGCCUGAGGAUGAGGAGGAGAAGAAGAAGCAGGAGGAGAAGAAGGCUCAGUUUGAGAACCUGUGCAAGAUCAUGAAGGAUAUCUUGGAGAAGAAGGUGGAGAAGGUCACGGUCUCCAACCGCCUCGUCUCCUCACCCUGCUGCAUUGUCACCAGCACCUACGGCUGGACGGCCAACAUGGAGAGGAUCAUGAAAGCUCAGGCCCUGAGGGACAACUCCACCAUGGGUUACAUGGCUGCCAAGAAACACCUGGAGAUCAAUCCGGACCAUCCCAUCAUGGAGACCCUGCGGCAGAAGGCCGAGGCUGACAAGAACGACAAGUCGGUGAAGGACCUGGUCAUCCUCCUGUUCGAGACCGCCCUGCUGUCCUCAGGGUUCACACUGGAAGACCCCCAGACACACGCCAACCGCAUCUACAGAAUGAUCAAGCUUGGUCUUGGCAUCGACGAGGACGACGCGACAUCAGACGAGGUCACCUCUGCUCCCGCUGAAGAGAUGCCUCCUCUGGAAGGAGACGAUGAUGCAUCCAGGAUGGAAGAAGUGGACUAAGCUGUCCUGUUAACCCCACUAGUGUUUUGAAAAAGGUUUAUUGUACAGUUCAGAGCUAAAUGUUGUAAAUGAGCUUGGGAAUGUCUUCGGUUAUCCUUCGUUUCUUGUUCAUACUUGACCACUUUAAGUUCAUAUCAUUCCUAUUUUAGGAGUUCAGUUUCCUGUUAAAGUGUCAGGUUUUGUACCUCAAGUCGUUAAACUGCAUUUGUGUUUUUUGUAUUUAUUGACAUUCCAAAGUUUUGUUUUUUUUCUUACCUGUAAAUAUCUCCAAGUUGAUACUGUUAUUUCAACAGUUGGGCACAUAAAUAAAAGUUGAACAUGCUAACAAG